Messenger RNA from Rhopilema esculentum, 1403 nucleotides. RefSeq names its product putative ATP-dependent RNA helicase DDX49. Gene Ontology annotation, molecular function: ATP binding; RNA helicase activity; nucleic acid binding. NCBI's taxonomy places the organism in Eukaryota, Metazoa, Cnidaria, Scyphozoa, Rhizostomeae, Rhizostomatidae. The record is from RefSeq and is a predicted model, not a curated record. Gene Ontology annotation, cellular component: cytosol.
GAGGUAUGGCAUUACGAGGCUGUGAAAACUUGGUAAAAACAUGGCGACGGUGGAAGCGUCGCGUGAGUUUCGGCUCCUUGGUCUGAAUCAGUGGUUGAUUAAACAGUGUAAAGAGAUGGGAAUACUGAGUCCGACAGAAAUACAAGAGAAGACGAUUCCUGAGAUUCUUAAAGGAAGGAACUGUAUUGGUUGUGCCAAAACUGGAAGUGGAAAAACAGCAGCCUUUGCUCUACCAAUUCUACAAAAGCUGUCCGAAGAUCCUUACGGCAUUUUUGCUCUUGUUUUAACACCAACAAGAGAACUGGCUUUUCAGAUAUCUGAACAGUUUGAAGCAUUUGGGAAAUCUAUUGGGCUCAAGAGUGUUGUUGUUGUUGGUGGAAUAGAUACAAUGAAACAAUCUUUGGCCCUUAGUAAUAAGCCACAUGUUGUCAUAGCAACUCCAGGAAGGCUUGCAGACCUACUGAGAACCACAGACACAUUCUCAUUAGAAAAGAUAAAGUUUCUUGUGCUUGACGAAGCAGAUCGUUUGUUUGAAGACAGUUUCUCUGAAGAUUUGAAUGACAUCUUUGAACAUAUACCAAAGGAAAGACAAACACUUCUUUUCACUGCAACAUUAUCAGAUCCAAUAAAAGCACUGAAAGAUUCCACUGAGAAAAGGCCAUUUUACUAUGAAAUCCAGUCAGACAUUGCAACUGUGUCUGAGUUAGAUCAACGAUUUGUUCUUGUACCUCCGGUGAUGAAAGAUUCCAUGUUGGUAUAUAUUGUGAGGGAACAUGCCGAAAACAAGUCCGUCAUCAUAUUUACUAGUACUUGCAGAAACUGCCAAGCACUGGCCAACAUGCUUCGAAAGAUUGAACUUGAUUGCGUCCCACUUCAUUCUUUGAUGUCACAGAAAGACCGUUUAUCGACGCUAGCACGGUUUAGGGGCGGGAUGGUCAAAAUAUUAGUUUCCACUGACGUAGCUAGUCGUGGGCUUGAUAUCCCUAUUGUGGACAUGGUUAUAAAUAGCAACGUACCAGCUAAUCCAACUGAUUAUAUACACCGUGUUGGUAGAACUGCUAGGGCAGGCCGUGGGGGUAUGGCAGUUACACUUACCACACAAUACGACAUCGAAAGAAUAAAAGCAAUUGAGGAAAGAAUUAACACCAAACUUGAAGUAUUCCAAACUAACGAAAACGAAGCCGUUAAGCUCCUCAAGGCCGUGUCUAUUGUGAGACGAGAAGUGGAGCUAAAAUUGACCGACAGUAAUUUUGGAGAAAAGCGAGAAAUCAACAAAAGAAAAAAGAGAAUAUUAGACAAAGAAUCUGAAAGGGCAAAGAAGAAAAGAAAAGUUAAACAGAAAGGAAAUUAGAUAAAGUUGAUUCUUGUCUCUUACUACGCAAUAAUGUUUCGUACAUACUUAA